Messenger RNA from Aspergillus homomorphus CBS 101889, 411 nucleotides. Its product is annotated as extracellular serine-threonine rich protein. The annotation marks the transcript as partial. The transcript is spliced from 2 exons. The record is from RefSeq and is a predicted model, not a curated record. NCBI's taxonomy places the organism in Eukaryota, Fungi, Ascomycota, Eurotiomycetes, Eurotiales, Aspergillaceae.
UGGGGGACCGAUGAGAGCUUCACUAGUCCUGACAACACCGAAACCACCUGUUCUGCGAAGCAGCAAGCCGGGUUUGACUGGUCCGACCUGGCUGUCGGAUCCUUGUUGUCGAGCUAUGACGGCUUCGAGUUCUCGGGCUUUUCCGUGAGCAACAACUUCAGCACUGCUUCCGACGACCAGGUCAAAUCCAUCGUUGGCAAGCUCACCAAGGACAGCUCCGCGUCUCCCAAGAUCUCGUCUGCGUCGAAGGACCAAGACUUCUCUAUUAAUGACUUCCAGCUGGCCACCUCUCGUGAUGCUGAUAUCCGCAUUGUUUAUAGCAUGGCUGAUGGUACCACUUGUAACAGCCUUGCUUCUGUAUCUGUCAGCGGAACCGAUGUCACCAAUGACCAGUGCGGCGGUGCCACCUCG